Molecule: messenger RNA, 1194 nt
Organism: Leptosia nina
Lineage: Eukaryota; Metazoa; Arthropoda; Insecta; Lepidoptera; Pieridae
Source: the annotation of a GenBank genome assembly
AUGUCCAAGUUCGCCGUACGCGUAGACGCAGCGGUCUCGGCGCUGGGCAGCGGCGGCGGCGGCGGUCUGGACGAAAACGACUUCAUAGACGCGUCCCGUCUGGUCUACGACGCCGUCCGAGAGAUCAGACGCGCGGUGCUCAUGAACCGGGACGAGGAAGACUUAGAUCCCGAAGAUGUGGAACUAGACGAGCAGUACACGCUCGAGACUAGAAGCAAAUGUGAGAGAAAUAUACCCGCCUCUUUCUUACGUAUUCGUAACGCAUUUGUUCGUCUUUGUCUUGUACGAGUGCCGUCCAUACGUUGCUGCUGGACGAGCGACGACCUCGAUACCGAUACGGAGUUCGAGCCCGUGGAAGACAUGACCAUGGAGACGAGGAGCCGAUCGAGCGCGCACACAGGAGAGCACGGCGUGGAUGAAUAUCCUGAUAUCAGCGGUAUCACAAAUGCCAGGGAGGCCAUGCGCAAGAUGACCGAGGAGGACAAGCGCAAGAUCCUGCAGCAGGUGGAGCUGUUCAGGCGAGAGAAGAUGACGUUCGACAACGAGGUGGCCAAGUGGGACGACGCGGGCAACGACAUCAUCAUGCUGGCCAAGCACAUGUGCAUGAUCAUGCUCGAGAUGACGGACUUCACUAGAGGCCGAGGCCCGCUCAAGACCACGAUGGACGUUAUCAACGCGGCCAAGAAGAUCUCGGAGGCCGGCACCAAACUGGACAAGUUGACCAGAGAGAUCGCUGAACAGUGCCCGGAGUCGUCGACGAAGCAGGAUCUACUCGCGUAUCUGCAGCGAAUUGCGCUGUACUGCCACCAGAUCCAAAUAACGAGCAAGGUGAAGGCGGACGUCCAGAACAUCUCCGGAGAGCUGAUAGUCAGCGGGCUCGACAGCGCCACGUCUCUCAUUCAAGCGGCGAAGAACCUGAUGAAUGCGGUCGUCUUAACCGUGAAAGCCUCCUACGUAGCCUCCACGAAGUACACGCGGCAGGGGACGAUCGCUUCCCCCAUCGUGGUGUGGCGCAUGAAGGCGCCGGAGAAGAAGCCCCUGAUCCGGCCGGAGAAGCCCGAGGAGAGUUCCAGAGCCCCGCAGACAGUGUCUGAACAACGGAAACGAAACGCAGCGAAAUUAUUUAUUGAAUUAGAUUUAAAUCUACAUAAUCUUAUUAACUGUGCAAUUGUACUCCGUAUAUUCAUAAUAUGA